AGACUAUUUCAUAGCCGGGCGGUGGUGGCGAGAACAAUGGCGGCGUGCAGUCGCAUUUAGGCGUGCGCGUCGGGGUGGGGCCUCGGCAGCGUCCGAGGGCGGGGUCUCGAUGCUCCAACCCAUUGCCUCUGGUCUCCAGCCAGGGUUUGGCAGCCAUGGCUUUUCCCCGAGUGCGGCUGGUUGUCACCGCUGAUGACUUUGGUUAUUGCCCGCGGCGCGAUGAGGGCAUCGUGGAGGCCUUCUUGGCAGGAACUGUGACCAGCGUGUCACUGCUGGUCAACGGCACAGCCGCAGAGAGCGCGGCCGAGCUGGCCCGCAGGCACAGCAUUCCCACGGGGCUCCACGCCAACCUGUCCGAGGGCCGUCCGGUGGGCCCGGCCCGCCACAACGCCUCGUCGCUCCUCAGCCCGGAAGGCUUCUUUCUCGGCAAGAUGGGAUUUCGGGAGGCCUUAGCGGCUGGAGACGUUGCUUUGCCCCAGGUGCGGGAGGAACUAGAAGCUCAACUCAGCCGCUUCCGGGAGUUGUUGGGCAGGUCUCCCACUCACGUGGACGGUCACCAGCACGUGCAUGUGCUCCCAGGCGUGUGUCAGGUGUUCGCCGAGGCGCUGCAGGCGUACGGGGUCCGCUUCACACGGCUGCCGGCAGAACGUGGCGUGGGCAGCUGCGCGUGGCUUGAAGCGCCAGCGCGCGCCUUCGCCUGCACGGUGGAGCGCGAUGCCCGGGCCGCCAUCGGCCCCUUCUCUCGCCACGGCCUGCGGUGGACCGAUGCCUUUGUGGGCCUGAGCACUUGUGGCCGGCAUAUGUCUGCUCACCGAGUCUUGGGGUCACUGGCGCGGGCCCUGGAAGACAUCCCUGCUGGCCACGCCCUGACUGCCGAGCUGAUGGCACAUCCCGGAUACCCCAGUGUGCCUCCAGCAGGGGGCUGCGGUGAGGGCCCAGAUGCAUUCUCUUGUUCUUGGGAGAGGCUGCAUGAGCUGCACGUUCUCACAGCACCCACUUUGCGGGCUUGGCUGGCCCAAAAUGGUGUGCAGCUCUGUGCCAUAGACGACCUGGAUUCCAAAAGGCCGGGGGAAGGGGUCCCCUUGUGAGACAACUCUGGAACCUUUCCUGGUGCCUUCCCCAUUCUGACACCGAAGGCCAGCUACAAACUGCCUAUCACUAUGGAGGAAGGCCAGGGCUAAAGCUCCAGUUCAGCCAGGCCUUAGAGCAGGGUCUGACUUCCUAGAGUGAAAAGCCACUAAUCCCGUUCGUUCCCGGGUCCUCUAAGCUGAGUAGAAGGCCGACCUUGGGCAGCGCUGCCUGACUGCAGGCAGGCCCAGUCUGAUAUCCAGACAUAAGGUCAGCUGAGCGUUUAUUUGGUGCCAGUUCAUGUUGCAAUUAUAACCACUUGUUUAAGAACAGUGGGAAGAAGCUGGUGUGUUAAUAAAAUAAUGUCUUUCAGA
Messenger RNA from Arvicanthis niloticus (Nile rat), 1442 nucleotides. It is a transcript of the gene Ydjc, whose product is annotated as YdjC chitooligosaccharide deacetylase homolog. Gene Ontology annotation, biological process: carbohydrate metabolic process. The record is from RefSeq and is a predicted model, not a curated record. NCBI's taxonomy places the organism in Eukaryota, Metazoa, Chordata, Mammalia, Rodentia, Muridae. Gene Ontology annotation, molecular function: deacetylase activity.